This is a messenger RNA of Artibeus jamaicensis (Jamaican fruit-eating bat), 3045 nucleotides long. RefSeq names its product kinesin family member 17 (gene KIF17). The transcript is spliced from 15 exons. Lineage: Eukaryota; Metazoa; Chordata; Mammalia; Chiroptera; Phyllostomidae. The record is from RefSeq and is a predicted model, not a curated record. Gene Ontology annotation, biological process: microtubule-based movement. Gene Ontology annotation, molecular function: ATP binding; microtubule binding; microtubule motor activity. The coding region runs from base 1 to 3045 and encodes 1014 amino acids.
AUGGCCUCGGAGUCGGUGAAGGUGGUGGUGCGCUGCCGCCCCAUGAACCAGCGGGAGCGGGAGCUGAACUGCCAGUCUGUGGUGACGGUGGACUCCGCGCGCGGCCAGUGCUUCAUCCAGAACCCCGGCGCCGCCGGCGAGCCCCCCAAGCAGUUCACCUUCGACGGCGCUUACUACAUGGACCACUUCACCGAGCAGAUCUACAACGAGAUCGCCUACCCGCUGGUGGAGGGCGUCACUGAGGGCUACAACGGCACCAUCUUUGCCUACGGCCAGACAGGCAGCGGGAAGUCCUUCACCAUGCAGGGCCUGCCGGACCCGCCCUCCCAGAGAGGCAUCAUCCCCAGGGCCUUUGAGCAUGUUUUUGAGAGCGUCCAGUGCGCGGAGAAUACCAAGUUCUUGGUCCGGGCCGCCUACCUGGAGAUCUACAACGAAGAUGUUCGUGACCUGCUGGGGGCGGACACCAAGCAGAAGCUGGAGCUGAAGGAGCACCCGGAGAGGGGCGUGUACGUGAAGGGGUUGUCCAUGCACACAGUGCACAGCGUGGCCCAGUGUGAGCGCAUCAUGGAGACAGGCUGGAAGAACCGCUCGGUCGGCUACACACUGAUGAACAAGGACUCCUCGCGCUCCCACUCCAUCUUCACCAUCAGCAUCGAGAUCUACGCUGUGGAUGAGCGGGGCAAGGACCACCUCCGGGCAGGCAAGCUGAGCCUGGUGGACCUGGCGGGCAGUGAGCGGCAGUCCAAGACCGGUGCCACGGGGGAGCGGCUCAAGGAGGCCACCAAGAUCAACCUGUCGCUGUCAGCGCUGGGCAACGUCAUCUCGGCCCUGGUGGACGGGCGCUGUAAGCACAUCCCCUACCGCGACUCGAAGCUGACGCGGCUGCUGCAGGACUCCCUGGGCGGCAACACCAAGACACUGAUGGUGGCCUGCCUGUCACCCGCGGACAACAACUACGACGAGUCCCUCAGCACGCUGCGCUACGCCAACCGAGCCAAGAACAUCAAGAACAAGCCACACAUCAAUGAGGACCCCAAGGACGCUCUGUUGCGCGAGUACCAGGAGGAGAUCAAGAGGCUCAAGGCAAUUCUGGCAGAGCAGAUGGGCCCCAGCACCCUGUCAGCCCUGCUAACCAGUCAGGUGCUUCUGCACCCUGUCAAGCUUGAGGAGAAGCCGCUGCCCCCGCCUGUGACCCAGCACGACACGGAGGCUGAGAAGCAGCUGAUCCGGGAGGAGUACGAGGAGCGCCUGGCCCGGCUGCGGGCCGACUACGAGGCAGAGCAGGAGUCCCGGGCCCGGCUGGAGGAGGACAUCACUGCCAUGCGCAACUCCUACGACGUGAAACUGUCCACGCUGGAGGAGAGCCUGCGUAAGGAGACAGAGGCUGUCCUGAAGGCAGAAGUCCUCUACAAGGCCGACGUCACGUCCAGGGCCGAGUUUGCCAGCCUGUCGGAGUCCUCGCCCGUUUUCCAGUACGAGGCAGCUGUGAAACCUGAGGUCUGCUCCGCCGCCGGCUCGCCCCUCGGCCAGGGUGGCUCCAAGCCUGGGCUUCCUUCCCGGACGGACUGUCUGCCCAGGGCAGAGGCCUCCCGGUCUGAGAUUUCUCUGGGGUCUGAUGAGUCGUCCACACUCGAAGAGACCUCCAUAUCCGAGGCCUUCCCUGGGUUCAAGGAGCCCUCCAACCUGGAGCUGUCCUCUGUGCCUGAGGUGGAGGCCAAGGGCACAUACUUCCUGGGGGAGGAGCCCUUCCUGCAGGAAGAGGAGCCCCAGCUGAUGCCCCUGAAGCUGCUGCCAGGCCUGCACGACCCAUUUGCCGAGGUGGAAGCCAAGCUGGCCCUGCUUUCCUCCACCGUGGCCCGGGUGGACGUGGCCCGGGCAGACGCACCCCGGGAGGACGCAGCCAAGGUCCCCGUGCAGUGCCCCUCUAGGACAGAUGUCCUGGAGCCCGGCGACCUCAGGUGCGAAGCUGAGGCAGAGGGCGACCUCCCGCCUGGGACUGAGGUUGACCUGGGCCCAGAAGUUGCCAAAGAGGUGGUGUUGGCCACAGGUCCUGGUGUGGAGCCCGAGCCUGAGGCGCAGCCCCUUCCGGCCAUGACAAACUUGAAAAGGGACAGUGUGGGAGUGGAGGUGGCAGUGCUGACCAAUGACCUGACGCCCAUCGUGGACCAGCAGCAGGUGCUUGCCCGUCUGCAGCUGUUGGAGCAGCAGGUGGUCGGUGGGGAGCAGGCCAAGAACAAGGACCUGAAGGAGAAGCACAAGCACCGGAAACGCUACGCAGACGAGCGCAGAAAGCAGCUGGUGGCGGCCCUGCAGAACUCGGACGAGGACAGUGGGGACUGGGUGCUGCUCAACGUGUACGACUCCAUCCAGGAGGAGGUCAGGGCCAAGAGCAAGCUGCUGGAGAAGGUGCAGAGGAAGCUUCGGGCAGCAGAGGUGGAGAUCAAAGACCUGCAGUCGGAGUUUGAGCUGGAGAAGAUCGAUUACUUGGCCACCAUCCGCCGGCAGGAACGCGACUUCAUGCUGUUCCAGCAGCUCCUGGAGCAGGUGCAGCCCCUGAUCCGCCGCGACUGCAACUACAGCAACCUGGAGAAGAUCAGGCGGGAGGCCUGCUGGGACGAGGACAGCGGCUUCUGGAAGAUCCCCGAGCCUGUCAUCGUGAAAACCAGCCUCCCAGUAGUUUCAACAGGCCCACAGAACAAACCGGUCCACAAAACCUCUGCAGCAGACAACGGCGGCGAGCCUGGCACGGAAGAAGACCGUUACAAGGUGAUGCUCAGUCGGAGCGACAGUGAAAAUAUUGCCAGUAACUACUUCCGGCCCAAGCGGGCCAGCCAGAUCCUCAGCACGGAUCCCAUGAAGAGCCUCACAGGUCACAGCUCACCACCAGGCCUCAGCUCCCCACUCAACAACAGCUCUGCCAUCCCCCCUGCCCAGGCCCCCGAAAUGCCCCAGCCCCGGCCCUUCCGUCUUGAAUCCCUUGACAUCCCCUUCACCAAGGCCAAGCGUAAGAAAAGCAAGAGCAGCUUUGGCAGUGAGCCCCUGUGA